UGAUGCGUCUCUCCCAUACCUCAGCUGAGCGCACACACAGCGCAGUCUGCAGCAGCAGCGUUAGGAUGUAAUCAAUCCCACAUGUUUCAUCUAUGCGACUCGGGGAUUUUCACGUGAAUAUUUUUCUACUUUUCCCCUUCAUUCUAGCCUCAUCGCUCUGAAGCGGAUAUAAGUUACCAGACAUGAAGGGAACACUGUUUCUGCUGUGCAGUGCGCUCCGAUCAGCGAGGAGAGCGCGAAGCUCAUAAAGAGGGAUCAUAUUUAUAUUUUAUUUUAUUUUUGCGAUCUGGGUGCCUGAAACCUUCGGUGCCUCUGGAUUUUUUUCGCUUUUGCUUCGGAAUUUGUGGGGAUUUUAAAGAGCAGGAUGGAAAGCCGCGAUUUCGCCCCGCCGCACCACCUACUGGCAGAGCGGAGCGCCCUGGUGCACAGCGCCGCUUCUCGGAUAGCGCCGGGCGGCCACGGCUCCGUGCAGCACCCGGCACACUUCCAGCCCGGGAAGUACUUCUCAUCACACCUCCCCAUGGGUCCGCACUCAGGUGCUUCCUUUAUGGGCUCCUUUCUGGCCAGGAGUCUGGGGACCCCACCCUCCCAUCCCCCUCACCCCUCUGGACCUGCUGCCUCCCCUUCCUCCCCAUCCUACAGGGCUGGAACCCAUUCAAGCACUUCCCCUAUCUGGUUCCCUCAUUCACAUGAAGGGUACCCUGGCUAUUCAGGAAGUCUUGCUUCUCCUUUUCUUUCCAUGAGUGCCCUGGAUCACCAUAGCGGCAGUAUCUAUGGACAACCCCGCUACUAUGAAACACAAAAAGAUCCCUUCUACCUGAGAGGCCUUACCCCACAGUCUCCUCUGAUCUCCACCAAUCACAGCCUUCCUCCACUGUCCCGGACAGCACUAGGCCACCCACUUGGAGCUUGUAGCCGCGAGAUGGACAAUGGGGGAGGAGUUGUAAAGAGCAUGAAAGAUGUAGGUGAAAAGGGAGUUUUGUCAAAAGAGAGAGAACGCUCAAGCAGCAAAGAGCGACACCAGGAUAGCAAAGAAAAGCAGCAGCUUCACAACCACCAGCAUUCUCAUCAGAUGAACUCUGCCACCACUCCAUCUAGCCUUCACCAGGCUUACACCCACCCACACCAUGGCCUUCUUCCACAUCUUGGAAUCCAGAGCCUGGAGCAAGACCACAGAAACUCUCUAGAGCGACAUAAUGAGUAUAAAGACAGUGAUUUGGGUAGUCAGGGAGCAAAACCUAUGAGUGCCUGUAAACUGUCCAAUGGGAUUGGAUCAGAGGGAGCCUUUGAAGCAAAAGGUGGAACACUUAGCAGCUGUAGUGGUGGAGCGGCGAACAAAGCUUCAUCUGGAAACAGCAGGCAAGGCUCAAAAGAUGGAACAAUAAAUGGAGAAAUGAGGAUCAUUGAAUCCCCAACUUCUUCAUCUGAAUGUAUGCGUCGAGAAACUGUUACAGUUACAGCAUUCUUGGCCCCUCUGACCCCUCACUCCGUAGCCUCCUACUCCAUGCCUCCACCUCCUGCACCACCACCACCACCUCAUAGCUUGCACUUAGGCUCCACAAUAACUGGAGGCUGGUUACACCCUUCGAAUCCCCACCCACUUCCUGAGUUUUACUGUCCACCUGCCCCACCUCUAACACUUACACCUUCAAAAGAUCCAAUAUCCAGCCCUGGAGGAACCAACAAGGAAGCAAAGGUCAAUGGCCCAACUUAUGUGCACUCAGUUGGAUCACAAGGGGACAUGUCCGCCCCUUACUGCCAUGGAGCAGGAGGAAGGAUGGGAAAAGAAGAUAACAAUCUAGAGGGAUCCCAUGAAAUUCCCUCUCACCAUACUAGCCGCGUUAGCAGCUGCCAGAAGAAGGACAAAACCCAGCCCCACCAACAGCAGAUGGGAUACGGCAAAGCUGAUAGGCCUCCUGACUGGAGCCAGCAGAUACAUCAUUUUAACAAACCUGGCUCCAAUGGGAGCUCUAAACCUGAACUGCAUUCCUGCAGUGUAGAAUCAAAUUCUUCUUUUAAAGAUGCUGAAGUUGCAAAUGAGAUUUGCCAUCCUCUCCCACAAGAUAGUCAUCGAACAACAAAGAUCGGUCCUGAUCACGGUACUGCCUCCCUUAGGGACAUUUCUCUCUCAAGUGCAGAUGGAAAGGGGAGAUCAGGGCUUGGAACGCAAAGGGAAGGACAAAAGGUUGCAAGGAUUCGACACCAGCAACACAACAGUCAGACCACAGGCGGAGAGGAAAGGGUGAGAGAUGGUAAUCAGGCAGCAUCUUCAUGUGGAGCUAGAGGGAGUCAGCAAGAGGACCAAAGAAAAGGUAGCCAUUCAGCAUCAGUUAGUAAACAGCCUCCGCCACUACCCAGCUCCACAUCACACACAGCAGAGGGUGCGGGUGGUGCUAUGAAGAACCUAAUGAACUACAGCUCCCAGCAACCUUUGUUAUUGCCACAGCGAAGCCCAUUCGGAGGUCUAGGUUGCCUUAACAAGAGUGGGGAGAGAUCAGAGAGGGCCAGCAGAGGAGGAGCUAAAAGCACCCCCCUGCAAGACCCCUCCAAACAAUCUCUCCCUACGCGGCGGGGCUGCAAUAAUGAAGGGGAAAAGACUGACAGAGCUGCAAAGGAAACCGGAGAAGCAGGAGAGGGGGAGGUCCGCCAGCCCCCGGUGGGUAUUGCUGUUGCUGUAGCCAGGCCCCCCCAUCGUUCUCCAGACAUCACUCCUGGAAACAGCAGACAGGGCCGGGUGCUGCCCAGCCUGAAAGGGGUUUCACGUCCUGUUUAUCCUCUUGGUCGGGAGUCUGAGGAGAGGAAGAGGAUGACAGAGGACCAGAUUGGUCUUCAUCACAUGGACAGAGAGAGAGAACUGGUUAUCAGGGAAAACAAGGACUGCGUGGAGUUCGCUCGGAUCCACCCUUCCAGUAGCUGCCACGGUGAUCUGACCCCUCACCUGUUUGGAGCCAAUCAAUUAGGGGAUGCAGUGGCACAUGUUCACCCAGCUCAUCACCACUGGAUGCAGAGGACAGGAAGUCCCUCCCUCUGGAUAGGGCCUUCAUACAGUCUGAGCCACGUCGGGAUGAGCCCUGGCUUUCCACCAGCUCUUGCCAACCCUUUGCAGCCUGUCUUGGGUUCACUCAGCCAAGACCCUAACUCCCCCAUCAUGGUUCUUCCUACAGAACCAGGACCGCAUCAUCCUCUGGAUGUUCUGGAGCAGCCAGGUCUGUGGCCCUCGGUGUACGGCGCUAGGGGCCCUCCCCCUCAUCUGCAGCCCCACCCAGUGUACUCCCGCACCUCCUUCCUACAGCAGCAAGAAAUGUACGCUCUGCAGCAUCAGCACCACCAGCAACAGCAGCGAGCAAUGGAACACACACAACGACCUCCGCUGGGACAAAGAAAACUUGAGGAACGUGCAAUCACGAUAGAUGACUCUCCCAAUGGAUCUCCAACUUCCAGAGCACCAACCUCUUCAUCCUCUCCAUCUUCUGCCUCCUCCCAUGCAGCAAAACCUUUUUCUCACACCCUUCCUCCACCCAAGACCUCCACUCCAUCUCCUGGACUGUGUCCAAGCAGCCGCCAGUCGCCCUGCUACCACUCACCAUCAAGGCGUUUGGCACACCCACAGAAUCCCCUGACUCCCACUCCAAGCCCAGCAGCGGCAGCGCCACGAUCGCCAGCCCUCAGCCCUGCCCCCUCACACCCCUCCAAAGGGCUGGAUAGGUUGGGUGACAGGGGUGAAGGGCAGCCACCUCAGGACUACCCCCAGUCAUUAGAGCCAGACUUGCCACCUGUAUACAGCUUCUCUCCAGUUUCCAUGGGUUAUAAGGCCAGUGCUUCGCCUCCUGAAGCACGAGCAGCAGAGCAACCUUUGGUAGAUGAAGAGGCAGCAGGGUCUGAAACUACGCCUCUCCAGAAACAAAGUCCCAUCCAGCCUCUUACUGAAGAAACAAGGGAAGAGGAGAAUGUAGACUGCAAAGUGGUAGAGUCUGAGACUGAAACAAAAGGAUACUCCAUAUCUGAAAACCAGGACACUGGUUCUAGAUCAUCACAAAGCCCUUUCCAAGCUUCAGUCCCUGAACCAGUCUACCCAGCAGACAAAAACCUAACAGUGGAUGUUUCUGACGGGUGCUUUAUGGAGCCACUGAUGUCAAAAGACCAAGGAGAUGAUUGGGAGCAUAGCAAAAGGAAUAACAUCGGAGAGAAUGAGAAAGCAGAAUCAGAACCAGCUGAAUUUAGUGUCACUGUGCCUGCAGAGCCUGAAAAGGGGGAACAUGAUCAGUACAAUGAAACUCAUAACGUAGAGCAUAAGAAAGAGGAAGAGGAUGAGGGCAGGAAAAGUCCAGAUGAGGAAUUGGUAGAAUCAACAGUUUCUUCCCCCUCUGCUCACCUACUCCCCCCUCCCACCAUAACCACAGCAGCACAGCUGGAAGGGGCUUACAUGUGGAGCUUGGAGCUCUUGAUUGCAGCGGCUCUGUGUGCCACCAGAGAUGCCUUGUAUUCACCAGCACCAGUUCCUCAGACCCUAUGUCCUUCUUCUUACCAUGGAAUGGAGAUACUGGGAGAACUGGCUGAGCUGGAAAUAAAACAAAGAAACAUGGAGAGCAAAGAGAAGGGUGAGAAUAACUUUUUAUUGAUGUUCCUAAACUUUGUCUGUUUGUGUCAGGUGUGCCCAGUGAAGGGCUCCAUGGAGACGAUGGGGGGGGAGGAGCUGGCCAUGCGUGUCCAGCUGGCAGAGCUACAGCGCCGCUACAAAGAGAAACAGAGAGAGCUGGCCAAACUACAGAGGAAACACGACCACCAGAAAGACGAGACAUCUCGUAGCGCGGCUCGCAGGGGGCCUGGCCGUCCCCGAAAGCGCAAGUCCACCCCUGGCCCAGCUGCUGCGGAGAGCUCAAAAAGACUCAGGACUGGACCGAAUAUACUCGAACAAAGGAACAGGAAUGCUUUGUCCAAUCACAGCUUCAGCAGUCUAAGUGUCGCUCAGAUGAAAGCUCGUUGUAAGCACAGAGGUCGGCCCAGUUCUCUGAGCUCCAGGCUGGCGAGGCAGGCCACCCAGAUGAAGCAGAAAACUGGCACCCAGUGUGAUGCACCAGCAGUCAGCGGGCUGCACAGCAGCGAGGAUGAACCUUCCAAGAAUCUCUGCAGACAAGGCAGGAAAGAUCGAGAGGACAGGAUGACAGGUGAGACUGUGAUGAAGAAAAGAGGCCGAAAGCCCAAAGUGGUGAUGGGUAUCAAGCCUAACCAAGCUCAUCACAGAGACAGACGGAGCACUCAUGAUGCAAGAGGAGAUAAGAGCUGCAGCGAGAGCUCAGAGCAUGACGAGGAAGCUGACAGUGACAACAGCGAAGGCGAAACUGGUGACAUCAAGAUUAGCUCAUCCUCUAAAGGAGCUCCUGCAAACUCUGCUGGGACUUUUCCCUUUUCAGCCAUUUCUCCUAAACUCCAAGCAAAUAUGAAAGCCAGGAAUAAAAGACCUGGAACUCCCGGCAUGGGAAGUUUUUCCUGUCCCGUUCAGAAGAGCGCACCCAGACGGCCCAAUUUCAGCAACAUGGACAGGGGACAUCCAGAUCACACUAAUAAAGCCUCCCCCCCAAGCUGGGAUGUGCAGUCACAGGGCGGCAACUUUGGGGACAGCCACAUCAACCACAUGGCUCUGAAGGAGGCAAAGAGACACAGGAAAGACAAUGAGAGGAAGACUUCUGCAGGACAGGGCUUAAGGGGAAAGGGAAAGGGUCAUGGUGUCAGCAGGCUCCUGCAGAGCUUCACGGCGGAUGAAGGUUUCCGUUUGGAUGAGGAGAGCAGCUUCUCUGAGGAAGAAGAGGAGGACGAGGAGGAGAGGAUGGAGGAGCAGCCAUUGUCCCACCUCCCCCCCAACAUGCCCUCCAGAAUACCAACUCUGCCAAACUGCGUGCUGAGUAAAGAGAUGCUGGUAGAUGGCCUGAAGAUCCUAAUCUCUAAGGAGGACGAGCUUCUCUAUGCCGCCUCUGUUCAAACCCUGGACCUGCCUGACAUAUUCAGUGUUGUCAUUGAAGGGGAACGAGGAAAUCGCCCAAGAAUCUACUCACUGGAGCAGCUACUCCAGGAAGCUGUGUUAGAUGUGCGACCCCAGACUGAGGUUAUCCUAACCGAGGGAACGCGGGUUUGUGCUUACUGGAGCGAGCGCUCUCGCUGCCUUUACCCUGGUUAUGUCCACCGGGGAGGACCGGGUGAGGAGGAGAAGGAGGGGAGUGUGAUGGUGGAGUUUGACGAUGGAGACAGAGGAAGGAUCUCCCUUGCAAACAUCAGACUUCUUCCCCCCGGAUAUCAAAUCCGCUGUGCGGAACCCCCUCCUGCUCUCCUGAUCUCUCCAGGCCAUCGGGGGCGACGAAGCUCUACAGUGGAGAAAAAAGAUGCCCUUGCAGAGAAACUAGGAAAUGAGGAGGCAGGAGUGAAGCCUCAGGAAAAAAGACCAGUUGGCAGGCCGAAGAAAACCUACACAGUGCCAAAGAGAGCCAACACGUCAACUUCAGCAACAGACUCUGCAAUAAAGGGAAAUGCUUCACUGUUGAACUGGUCUAUUCCCAGAAAGAGACCGCCAGUCGACUUCUUCCUCUUCAAUGGGACGUCCCGUAAGACCCAGAAGAAGAUUAGAGAGCGGGAUUUGGGCUUGUUUCACAGGCCAGCCCUGCAUUCUCUAGCACCAACAACCCCAGUUAAAAGCAUUUUUGGUACUGCGUUUGAGGUUGACUCAUUCAGCAGCAUUGCUAAUGGCUACUCAACCUUUGGAAAUGGUGGAGGCUCUGGAGCUGGGAGACCCGUUACCGCCAUGGGUUCCAUGGGCCUUCGAGACUCGCCUUGUUCUUCAUCUGUUACCAUGUCGACAGCAGCUGGGAGCCACAAGCCUCUGAGUGAGCGUGACAGAAAACACUUCUUAGUGAAGCUUGACCAUGAAGGAGUGACAUCCCCAAAAACAAAAAACGGUAAAGCUUUGCUUCGACUCGGAGGGGUUGGAGGGAGAGGUGUAAAAAGCCAGGCUUUUGCAGGGGCGCCACUUCGAUACAUCCAACCUUCUCUUCUUGCCAAACAUCAAAAGAAGGUGGGAGAGGAGCGAGACAGUCCCAGACCUCGAUCAGAGACUCUUUCAAACAGUGUUCCACCACAGAGAAAAGACAUUCUCUCUGCUGGUCUUGGAGCGAAAGGUGUGGACUACAGCUUGGAAUACCCUAGUGACUGCCCAAGCUCCUAUUCUGAGCUGGAUGAGGACGAUGAGGAUGAUAGUCAAGUAGCUCGAAGAAGAAGAGCCGCCAUCUCCUCCCACCGCGGCGGCCGUUUUCUAUCCCGUCCAUCCAUCUGCUUCUCCUCGUCUUCCUCCUCCUCUUCUUCUUCAGGUUCCAUUUCCUCCUCUUCCUCUCUUUGUUCCUCUGACAAUGACUCCUCUUACUCAUCUGAUGAAGAGUCCUCCUCUGUGCUGCUGCGACGGGCUCUUCUGCAGCAGGACAAACAGAAAAACAGGCAGAACGCGAAUCUCCAGAGCCCGGAUCCCACAACAUCCAGCCCAUCAUCAGCACCAGCUAAUGGCUAUAUCACCAAGGCCAGUGUAACUGUUAGAGGGUCAAAAGUGAGAGCUGACAGAUUGGAGGACAGGAAGGAGUACAUCUCCAAAGGAAUCAUGAUGGUCGACAACAGAAUGAAUAAAAUGCAGCUGAAGAGGAAAGAAAGUGUUUCUAAUGACCAUCAAACCCAAGGCAGCCCUGUUAGCCAGCAGCUGAAACCUGCAUCAAAGGAUUUAGGAGUAACCAAGAAGCAGAGGAUGUCUUCACCUGAACCUCUUCCUAAAAUGGCCUCCCUGUUACCUGGACGCCAGCUCUGGAAAUGGUCUGGCAAUCCCACACAGAGAAGAGGUCUUAAGGGUAAAGCUCGUAAGCUUUUCUACAAGGCCAUCAUGCGGGGCAAGGAGAUGGUGCGUGUCGGUGACUGCGCUGUGUUCCUGUCACCUGGUCGACCCCAGUUGCCCUAUGUGGGUAGAGUGGAGAGCCUCUGGGAGUCCUGGAGCUCCAGCAUGGUGGUCAGGGUCAAGUGGUUUUACCACCCAGAGGAAACUCGCCUGGGAAAGCGACACAGUGAUGGCAAGAACGCUUUGUACCAGUCGAGCCAUGAGGAUGAGAACGAUGUGCAGACCAUCUCUCAUCGCUGCCAGGUGGUCAGCAAGGCAGAGUACGACCAACUGACGCGCGAACGCAAGCCGGAAAGCCCGUCCAAUGACCUGUUCUACCUGGCAGGAACCUAUGAGCCCACUACAGGCCAGCUGGUCAGCGCAGACGGCAUGGUCAUCCUGUCCUAGCACCGCCAACAGUAACAGGAAAUUCAACUGAACCUUCGCUGGAGUUUAUCCUGACAGAGGCAAACCCAUGUUGGUUUUAUGGUGUGAACUGCUUUUCUUGGCAGAAGAAUGAACCAACGUAACGGUGAUAAAGAACAGUUAGUUGUUUAGAAGAAAGAGCUGGUUCAUCACUGAUUUAAUGAUCCAGAUUUUUAACUCUUCUCUUUGGCUGUUUCAUUUGACAUGAAAUGAUUGCAGCAACCAAAGCAGAGAACCUAAGGACAUGAGCACUUUGGAGUAUUACAAAGGGAAAGCAUCUGAAACAGAGACAGAAAACAGGAUAUGCUGUAAACCACACUAGUUUAGAUGGUAAUGGUCUCUGAACAAUGUAGGACAAUGCUAUAUAAAAGAAACCCUGAUAGGACCAAUAAACACUUUAGUUUGGACUUAAAGUGUUUGCUGAGUGACCGUUAUGGCGUUAACAUCUCAGUGCUUCAACACAUGUUUGUACAGUAUUUCGGACAUUAUGCAUGUCAAACACGAUGUCACGAUCCAAAGUGGGUAUGUCUCUGAUACUCUAAUAAUCAAAUCAGUGCUUAACUUUAUUUUUAUUUUAGUCAUUGUGACUGAACAAGUUUUCCUCCUUUUAAGCCAUACACAUCAAUACCUCUCUAUCUCCGUCUCUGUUGUAUCAGCCUAAAUGGCGCAAAGACUCAUGUGCAGGCAGUAGAUUGUUUUUUGAGCUGCGUGUGUGCCUGGGUGAAUGUGUGUGUGCUUUGUACAGCCUUCCAUGUAGAAUAAAACACUGUAUAUAGUAUAUAAAUAUAUAUAAAUAUAUAUAUAUAUAAAUAUAUAAAUCUAUGUUCAUGCGGUUCCUUUGCAGAGAUUAUUUUGUUUUUUAGUUUUUUUAGGGAUGGUGGGGUUUUUGUUUGGGGGGUGGGGAUUUGCUGCAGAGAUAAAGGGUGGGAUCGUGUUUCCUUCUGUAUAAAUGCACUGAAAAUGACUAGAUGUUUGAGUUUGGGAUGAAACCGCAACCACAACAAUGCUUAUAAGGCUGUAAACCCUUGCUCUUGGCAGAAAGGUAAAUAUGUAGAAAAGGAAUUUGGAAUAAGUUUGUAUACAUGUUUACUUAUUAUUGUAUUCCUUAUGUUUGUUUUAAUUAUGUUCGAGUUAGAUUUUUCAUUUCCUUUUAUUUCUGUUCAGAAAAUACUGGAAAAGAAACCUGCAUUUCUGCCAGGGUCCUUCAAAAAAAAAAAAAAAUCUAGUCCUUUUCCGUUUUAGGAUUUGUUCCUAUGGAAAACGAAGAGGUUUAUCUGGCAGCAAAAAAGAAACAUACCAAAGGACUUGUGACUUUACACUACACCACAUUAGACUAACGACACUUUAAAAGUCGUUCAAUCAGUUCUGAUACUGAAACUCCUGUAAUCUCAGAGGGAUUCUUCUCGUCCUGUUUGGAUUCAUCCAAUGUUUGCAGAGACAAUGUUUGUGCACCGCCCAGUUGAUGCACUUGAAGUCUCUAUGGCAACCAGUAUGGCAUCACAUGACUGUGAAGGACAAUCAAAGCCAAUCAAUGGGACAAUGUUAGAGACAAAAAUACAAGAUAAAGGAUCAAAUCACAAAUUUAAGCUUCUUGUCACUUUUAUUCAUGCUUUGCCAAAAAUGUCUGAACAUUUUGUGUUUUUGAUGCUUUUGAUUUAUUUUUCCAAUCAUUUUCUUGUAUAUGCAAGCCUGGAUGACUGUUUGUUGUAUAGGAUGUACAGGAGGACGAACAUGAAUGCCUUUUUCUCUUUUUAGGACUGACUGACUGACUCUUAACAGCACUUUUGCUGUUACACUGCAAGCAAAAGCUUUAAAGGAACCUAAUGUGAAACUCAGCUUUGAAUUAUUGCUUUUAUGGGUCUUUAAUUUUUUUUUAAAGCUGUAUUUUUCUUUAAAAACACUGGAUUAAACUCUGAUCACAAUUAUUUGGACAGGGCAACAUCAAGGUUUUUUUUAAGACCCACUGGAACCUGUAAUGUAUGGUUAAAAUAACCUAUCAAAAUAUAUUAUGUAAUUUCAGUCAUUCUUUGGAAAUUUGACUUAAAUAUUUCAUUGUGUAAAAAAGAAAAAAUAUUUAUCUUAAUUUUAUUGCCUUUUGUGUUUCAUUAAAAAGAGGAUUCCUAAGAAAUAAAG
Cyprinodon variegatus (sheepshead minnow) is the source of this 10456-nucleotide messenger RNA. RefSeq names its product BAH domain and coiled-coil containing 1 (gene bahcc1). Gene Ontology annotation, molecular function: chromatin binding. Lineage: Eukaryota; Metazoa; Chordata; Actinopteri; Cyprinodontiformes; Cyprinodontidae. The coding region runs from base 365 to 8305 and encodes 2646 amino acids. The transcript is spliced from 27 exons. The record is from RefSeq and is a predicted model, not a curated record.